UUUGGGCGGAAGUGGGUCCGACCCGAAUUGGGUCCCCCGCGGGCGGAUGCGCAGGGCCUGGCGGCGCGGCGGGAUGGAGGCCGGCGGUCACGGGCAGGAGGCCGAGGCGGGCGGCCAUGGCGGCCACAAGAAGAAACACAAGAAGCACAAGAAAAAGCACAAGAAACGGCACCACCACGAGGCGGGGCCGCCCCAGGGGCCCGAACCCCCUCGGCAGCCCCGGCUGAGGCUCCGGAUUAAGCUGGGAGGGCAGAUCCUGGGCACCAAGAGUGUCCCCACGUUCACGGUGGUCCCCGAGGGGCCGCACUCACCGUCCCCGCUGCUGGCAGGCGACGAGGAGGAGCCCAGCGUCCCCAUCGAGCAGUACCGGGCCUGGCUGGAUGAGGACAGCAACCUGGCCCCCUCCCCACUGCCCGAGCUGGACCCCGAGAGCUGCUUCCCCCCCCGUGAGGAGGGGGAGGAGGAGGAGGAGGAAGAGGAGGAGGAAGAGGAGGAGGAGGAGCGGCGCUGGCUGGCGGCCCUCGAGAGGGGGGAGCUCGAUGACAACGGUGACAUCAAGAGGGAGGUGGAUGAGUCCCUCCUGACAGCCCGGCAGCGCGCGCUGCUGCACAAGCAGCAGAGCCAGCCCCUGCUGCAGCUGCCCAUGGGCGCCAAGGCCAAGGAGGUGACGGAGGAGAUGCGGGAGAAGCGCGAGGAGCGGGCGCGGCGCCGGCGGCUGCAGGCGGCCCGCAAGGCCGAGGAGAGCAAGAACCAGACCAUCGAGCGCCUGACGCGCACGCACAAGGCCAAGGUGAGGGCCCUGCGCGAGCGCCGCGCCCGCCCCCGGCCCUGCCCGGUGGUUCACUACCGCAGCGCCGCCGACGGCGUCACCGUGUCCUUCCCCGCCGGGCUGCCGCCCGCCCGGCCCUGCGCCGUGCCCGGCUGCACCAACGCCAGGCGCUACAGCUGCGCCCGCACCGGCCGGCCGCUCUGCAGCCUGGGCUGCUACCAGCGCAACCUGCAGCUGCUGCAGAGCGCGGGGUGAUGGUGCUCGGGGGGGAUGGACCCUCACCGGGGGGCUACGGACCGUCCCUGGGGGCUAGAGACCCUCCCUGGGGGCUACAGACCAUCUACAGGGGCUACAGACCCUCCCCGAGGGGCUACGGACCGUCCCUGGGGGCUACAGACCAUCUACAGGGGCUACGGACCAUCUACAGGGGCUAUGGACCCUCCCUGGGGGCUACAGACCACUCUGGGAGGCUGCAGACCCUCCCCAGCUGGCUAAGGACCCUCCGUGGGGGACUAUGGACCCUCCCCAGGGGGUACAGACCAUCUACAGCGGCUGCAGACCCUCCCCAGGGUCUAUGGACCCUCUGUGGGGGGCUAGAGACCCUCCCUGGGAAGCUACAGACAUUCCAUGGGGGACUGCAGAUCUUCUCCAUGGGGUUACGGACCCUCCCCGGGGGUUACGGACCCUCCCCGGGGGGCUGUGCCGUGGGUACAAAGGCAUCACCGGGCCCUGUGGAGUUCCUGGCUUAUCCACGUGGGGCUGGAAGAGGAACCCGCAGCUUUCCCGCUGUGGGGAGCUCCAGGUGUUCCACACGGAGCCAGAAGGCAGAACAAGGGGGGCUUCGAACCGUCUGCUGUGGGUACAGAGCGUCGGCCACGCCACGUGGACACAAGGGACAGGAGAGCUGCAGGUCCUCGUGGACACAGGGAUGGGGAGCUCCAGAGGGCUGCAGGCUCUCCAGCAUGGACACGGCGUGUUGGGGACGCGGGCAGGGAGGGAGGGCGGUCCUGAGGCGGGUUCUGUGUGGCGGAGCUCAUUAAAGGCUGUUGU
Pyrgilauda ruficollis (rufous-necked snowfinch) is the source of this 1819-nucleotide messenger RNA. RefSeq names its product INO80 complex subunit B (gene INO80B). Gene Ontology annotation, biological process: chromatin remodeling. Gene Ontology annotation, cellular component: Ino80 complex. Lineage: Eukaryota; Metazoa; Chordata; Aves; Passeriformes; Passeridae. The record is from RefSeq and is a predicted model, not a curated record.